Molecule: messenger RNA, 1440 nt
Organism: Laetiporus sulphureus 93-53
Lineage: Eukaryota; Fungi; Basidiomycota; Agaricomycetes; Polyporales; Laetiporaceae
Exons: 7
Coding region: 1-1440 (479 amino acids)
Source: RefSeq, a predicted model, not a curated record
AUGCGCCGAUUGUGCAUCCUUGCCCCAUCCGCUGCCCACUACCUCGCCGGAUCAGCACAGCUCACAAGCACAUCCACGCAUGCAGGAGACGGCGGUCCGGUGGCGGCGACACCGCAGGAGGAGGGCAGAUGGAAGGAUAUUGUGGGAGGGGUGCCCCGACAUUUCCCCCUUAUUUGCACCAUUCAGCGCCAUCUGCCGACCUCGAAGACCCGCGCACGGGCCCACGCGAAGCAUCGCACAUCCGUGCUCUACGGAUCGCCCUUCUUCUCACCCUUCUUCAGCGACCAGGAGCCCACGCGCGCGUGUUUUACUAUCACGGCUUCCCUGCCCCAACGCGGUGAGCUAAUCACGCAGGCCUGCCCCAUCCGCCGCCCACUCCCUCGUCUGAUCUUCACGGCUCACGAGCGCGCGGACGCACGCAAGAGAUGGCGACCCGGCGACGGUGACACCACAGGAGGAGGACGGGUUGGUGCAUGCACUUACCUUCCAGACGUUUCCCCCUCGUUCGACCACCCAGCGCCAUCUGCCGACUUCGCCCUUGUCGGCCGGCGUGUACGCAGCAUGAUCCAGCUGCCUUCGGUUGACACAUACGGCUUCAACCCGUCGCAGGCGGACUUUGCGUACGGCGUGGUGGACGACAGUCACGGACAGCACGGACAUGCUAUGUACGGCGUCGCAAGCGGGCGCAGCGUGCGACCGUCGAUGUCAGCAUCAUCGCUUUCGACGAGCAGCAGCGCGGCCAAUACGCCGGGAGGGGACGGAUUCGGUGCAGGAGCCGGGGAGGCGGACAUUAGCCGAUUUGCGGUGGGAGCGCUGGCCUGGACAGAAGUGUCGCUGACCCUUGUGCCUCUAUGUGCGCGUCGCUCUUUACCAUUCUCACCCGACUUCGGUUUCGUGCAGAUGAACGAACACCUCUCUCAAUACGUUAAGACGCCCGGCGACUUACUCCUGCACCAGGAGCUCUUUGAGACCAAACAAUGCCCACAAAAGGCAGAGCGGCUCGUUGCCAGUCUCAACCAGCCCUCAUCCUCGCUAGCCGCAACAUGCUGCGGUAGCGACAACUCACCCUCUAGCGCCUCCAACGGCUCUCCCCGUGAACGGCCAGAGGCCGCUUGCGAUGAGGCCGACGCACGCUUCUGCAUCAUCCAGGCAUCAUCCAGGAUGCAUGGGGGUGAACUCAAUCACUAUCUCAGCACCGUUGAGGUCCACUCCACUGACGUGCGCAUGAAGCUAUCGCACCUCAUCGCGGAUGAAAGCCGCCAGCUGGUCCUUGUCCAGCCUCUGCUUCCGCCCUCCCAAUCUUUCUCGAGCUUUGCCUCGUCCAUGCUCAAGCCCGCUCCCGGUCGUACCACGUUCAUUCACCACGCGAACAUGUCUACUGCAGUUUUCCCGACGCUCCCUCCUCCGCUCAUGCCAAACCCGAACAGUGCACCUGCCUGA